UGCAGAGCGAGAGAAUCUCCGAAAAAUUGGGAAAUUCUAAAUAUAUAACAUGUUCUCGGAGCAGCGAGCGUGUAAUAUACGGAUUACGGACCUGGCCAGGCCCAGUCUCCUCGUGCUCGUGCUGCACUCUGCUAUCCGUUAUCCGUUGCUCGCGUGUUAGACGUAGUUCAAUCAACCAGAAGCCUCAAUUGAAUUUGAAAAUCAGACUGCGAACCAUUAUCACCCGUGAAGGCAGGACACAAGAAAGGCUGUGAUCAUGGACCCGGAAGCAUUUUUGGACGUGGCCAACCAGGUCAUUAAGCUGAAAAUGUUUCCAUUCUUUGACAUUGCGCACAGUCUGCUAGCCGCAUUGGCCGUGCGCGAGGAUUUGGGUGCCAAUGCGCAGGCAUUUUCGCGGAAACAUCCGCUUGCCUGCUGGCUCUCCACCAUGCUGGUGAUCUUUGCCGGCGGCAUGGUGGCCAACGGCUUGCUGGGCGAGCCGAUAUUGGCUCCGCUAAAGAACACCGGCCAGCUACUUGUUGGCACUGCCGUGUGGUACGUGGUGUUCUACACGCCGUUCGAUAUUGGUUACAAGGUGGCCAAGUUCCUGCCCGUCAAGAUCGUAGCGAGUGCCAUGAAGGAGAUAUAUAGGGCAAAAAAGGUCUACGACGGUGUGGGACAUGCGGCCAAGCUGUAUCCCAAUGCCUGGAUAAUCAUGAUCAUCAUAGGCACCCUCAAGGGCAACGGAGCGGGCUUCACCAAGCUAAUCGAGCGUCUAAUUCGAGGAGCCUGGACCCCUACGGCCAUGGAGUUUAUGCAGCCAAGCUUUUACACCAAGGCAUCGUUGCUGGCAUCUAUUAUCUUUGUGCUGGACAAGAAGACCGACUGGAUCUCAGCACCGCAUGCAUUGGUUUACUUUGGCAUCGUCAUAUUCCUGGUCUACUUUAAGCUGUCAUCGAUUCUGCUGGGCAUCCAUGAUCCCUUCCUGCCGCUAGAGAAUCUAUGCUGUGCCAUUUUCUUUGGCGGCAUCUGGGAUAGCCUGGCUAAGAUUCUGGGCCGUGGACAGGCCAAGGAUGGGGAUAGCAAGGAUGUGAAGAAGAAUAACUAACAAGCAAAGCAAACAAAACAAAUGCAAAAACAAACAACUAUUUGUAGUUAGCCAAAAAAGUACUUAAUGCUGCCAACCAAAGCAUAACGCACACACAUAUAUUCAUAUAUAUAUACUAUACUAUAUACUAUAUAUGUAUAGCAUAGAUUAGCCAUCAUAGGCGUGCUCCUUGCCUUGGCUCUUCCCCCUUUGCAAGCGGUUUCAAGCGCUUCCUAAACUAAACUGAAAGCCAACGCAUUGAGAAAACAAACGUCAACCGAAAGAUCUUCCCGUGCCAAAGACAUUUUUUAUUUUUUAUGUAAACUCUGUGUGGAAAUUGGUCUUGAGAGGCAGCUCUUGUGGGUGGGUGUGCCCUUUAGCUGCUGCUGCUCGACUCUGAUUUCACGACAAGUGUUUUUUGUUUUAAAUUGGUAGUAUAAAUACGAGAUCAUAACUAAAAUCCGACAGGAAAACGAACGAAAUGUGUAAAUAUAUAUAUGGGAGGGUGUGCAGAUCACGCGCGAGGAGGUUUCUUCCUUUUUAUUUCAUUUAUUUGUAAUAUUUUUUAAAAUAAAUUUUAAGAGUUUUUAUCUAAAAACUCGAUAAUAGAACAAAUUGGCCAAAAUGUAGACUUGUGAACACGCAUUCAAGCUGAAUUAAGGAGCUUUUUUGCAAGAGAAAAGCAGAAGUUGCAAUAAAAUUAUGUAAACUAUA
Messenger RNA from Drosophila kikkawai, 1780 nucleotides. The record is from RefSeq and is a predicted model, not a curated record. NCBI's taxonomy places the organism in Eukaryota, Metazoa, Arthropoda, Insecta, Diptera, Drosophilidae.